AUGAAUCCGUCAUUUCCAAGCUGCCAUAGCCUGUUAAUUUCUCCACUGCAGGAAGCAGAUUCAGAGGUAUAUCGGAGCAGGAUUAAUAUCCAGUGUAACCAGCCUCCUCAGGUCUCGAUCGCCAUGCCGGCUUCCCCUUCCAAAGUUCACCCAGAGGCAAUGAGAACAAUCUUCUUCAUGGAUGAAUCGAGACUAAGUGCCGGCCAUGGGCAUGCUUCGAGGUUCUAUUCUCAGCUCGCGCCUGCGGGCAGCGCCAACAGCAGGACAGCAGCAACCAAGGAAGGCGCUGCCGAUUCCAUGUUCAUCGACCCGGAAUGCUCAAACAGUGAGAGGAUCAGAGACAAACGCUUCGAUUCCUUCAAGACCUGGUCUGGGAGACUGGAGAGGCAGAUAUCGAACUUCCGGGGGAGACCACCGGAGGUAGAAGACGAGCUCCACGACUCCCCGAACGGCGACCACGCGGCGGCGCUACCGGUGGAACGGUACUUCGACGCCUUGCAGGGGCCGGAGCUGGACACGCUGAAGGUACCCAGAAUGAAAAUCUCUGCGGGAGUAACCCCACAUUAAUCCGCAAGAUGACCUGAGCUCCUUUUUUAUUUAACAGUCUUAUCGUCCUCUUCGCAGCCAUCGGAGGAGUCGGUGCUCCCAGAAGACAAGCUGUGGCCUUUCCUCCUCCGAUUCCCCAUCUCCUCCUUCGGGAUCUGCCUCGGCGUGAGCAGCCAGGCCAUACUGUGGAAGACGCUGGCUACGUCCCCCUCCACCAAGUUCCUCCACGUUAGCCGCUACGCCAACUUCGCCCUCUGGUGCACAGCGCUGGCGCUGAUGGUCACCGUCUCCUCCGCCUACGCCCUCAAGGUCGUUUUCUACUUUGAGGCCGUCCGGAGGGAGUACUACCACCCUGUACGAGUCAACUUCUUCUUCGCCCCGUGGAUCGCCUGCCUCUUCCUGUCCAUCGGUGUCCCUCCUGCCGUCGCGGGGAAGCUCCACUAUGGGCUCUGGUACGUUCUCAUGGCGCCGAUUCUGUGCCUGGAGCUUAAGAUCUACGGCCAGUGGAUGUCCGGUGGGGAGCGGCGGCUCUCCAAAGUGGCCAACCCUUCGAACCAUCUCGCCAUUGUUGGCAACUUCGUGGGGGCCUUGCUGGGGGCCUCCAUGGGACUCAAGGAAGGCCCCAUCCUCUUCUUCGCCGUGGGGCUGGCUCACUACGUCGUUCUCUUCGUGACCCUCUACCAGCGGCUCCCCACAAACGUGACCCUCCCCAAGGAGCUGCACCCGGUCUUCUUCCUCUUCGUCGCGGCGCCCAGCGUCGCCAGCGUCGCCUGGGCGACGAUCCGCGGCGACUUCGACUACGUCUCAAGGAUCGCUUUCUUCACCGCCAUGUUCCUCUACGUCUCCCUCGUGAGUAUCUUCCGCCCACCUCUCCCUAUUCCUCCUAUUCGAGAAACCCGCCCAUUAAUUAUUGGUAUGCAUUUCUCCUUGUGCGCAGGCUGUUCGGAUUAACUUCUUCAGAGGAUUCAGGCAAGUUCCCUAGGGUUUUCCGACGAUGUCGACUGAACCUGAUCUUGAUCCGACCUUGACCUGAUCUGGGUCUUCGCUGUCCUGCAGGUUCUCUCUGGCGUGGUGGGCGUACACCUUCCCGAUGACCGGUGCCGCCAUCGCCGCCAUCAAGUACUCGGCGAAGGUGAAGUCCCCGUUCACCCAGGUGUUGUCGGUCGCCCUCUCCGCCAUGUCCACGUUCACCGUGUCGGCUCUCCUGGUCUCCACCGUCGUCCACGCCUUCGUCCUCAGAGACCUCUUCCCCAACGACAUUUCCAUUGCCAUCACCGAGAAGCGGCCGAAGCUGAGCAAGCGGCGGAUACACCUCAUCUGCGGGAGCCCCGAGGGCAAGGAAGAAGAUGUCUCCUCCCACUCAGACAUGAAAGAGUGA
Messenger RNA from Spirodela intermedia, 1924 nucleotides. NCBI's taxonomy places the organism in Eukaryota, Viridiplantae, Streptophyta, Magnoliopsida, Alismatales, Araceae. The record is from the annotation of a GenBank genome assembly.